This is a messenger RNA of Gossypium arboreum, 1131 nucleotides long. RefSeq names its product protein SENSITIVE TO PROTON RHIZOTOXICITY 2-like. The record is from RefSeq and is a predicted model, not a curated record. Lineage: Eukaryota; Viridiplantae; Streptophyta; Magnoliopsida; Malvales; Malvaceae. The transcript has a single exon. Gene Ontology annotation, biological process: response to acidic pH; response to aluminum ion. Bases 1 to 1131 code for a protein of 376 amino acids.
AUGAUUUCAGACACAAUACCUUCAAGUUUCCCCAAUGCAUCGCAAGCUUUACCUAUGUAUCCUAUGACUGAUCAUCAAAACCAUAUUAAUGUUCCAUAUUCUUGUCUUGAAGCACCUGGUUCAGGCUCAGAUCAGGCUCCUUCAACCUCUCUCCUCUAUAACCUAUCCAUCUUGGAAGACAAAGUUAAUCAGCUUCAAUCACUUGUUAGCAUCCUUAUCUCCCCAGAUCAAAUUCACCCUGAGUCAACUAGGUCUUUAGCCAUAGCAAACAUGGAGUCUUUGGUUCAAGAAAUCAUCGGAGCCGCCUCUUCCAUGGUAUUGGUUUCCCAGCAUAUGUCUCUUGGAACCACUUCAGGUAAUAAUAACGCGAUAUCUAAACAGCCCAACUUUACCGAUGACUUUGCUGGUGGCAACUUAGUUCAAGAAAGAGGACAGGGGUCUUAUCCUAGUACUGAUCAAACAUUUAGCUGGUAUGACCGGAAUAGCAUCCAUAAUAAUCGAAGUUUGCAAGUUGGUAAUGCUGAUAAGUUGAAGGAAAGGAAAGAAUUGGGUGAAAUGGUUCAAAGAAGCGAAAUCAGUGAAGGGUCACAAGGGGAUGCAAGUACCAAUUGUGAUAUAGUGGAAUUGGAUGCUGAGGACUUGUUAGCUAAGUACACACAUUACUGCCAAGUUUGUGGCAAAGGGUUCAAGCGAGAUGCGAAUUUGAGAAUGCACAUGAGAGCUCAUGGUGAUGAAUACAAGACCAACGCUGCUUUGGUUAACCCCAUGAAGAGUCAAGAGGGAAGUAAUAAUGGCAUGGGAAACUGUUCGAUGAAAUUCCCAAAGAGAUAUUCAUGCCCUUAUGAAGGGUGUAGGUGGAACCAGAAACAUGCCAAGUUCCAACCCUUGAAAUCCAUGAUCUGUGUGAAGAAUCACUACAAGAGAAGCCAUUGUCCCAAGAUGUAUGUGUGCAAGCGUUGCAACCGGAAGCAGUUCUCGGUGCUGUCGGAUCUCCGAACUCAUGAAAAGCACUGUGGUGAUCUUAGGUGGCAAUGUUCUUGCGGAAACACAUUUUCUAGGAAAGAUAAGCUUAUGGGUCACGUUGCUUUGUUCGUUGGACACCGUCCAGUUGUUGCUCAUUCCUUACACUAA